Symbiodinium sp. CCMP2456 is the source of this 672-nucleotide messenger RNA. The record is from the annotation of a GenBank genome assembly. NCBI's taxonomy places the organism in Eukaryota, Dinophyceae, Suessiales, Symbiodiniaceae.
AUGUUCGGGAAGCCAUUUUGCCAUGCAUUCCACGUGCUGCCUAAGAUCGCUGGCAGUGGCAGCGCGCCACCACCGCCGGUACCAUACAUCUACAGCUUUCACGACGACGACAAGGAGCUUUGGAUCUGUCAUCCCGUUGGAAGCGCCGACCUGCCGAAGAAGUUUGAAGGGCCCGGCUUCAGCCGCCUCAAACGAGUGGAGCAGGAGAAGGAGGAGGAGACAGGAGACGAGUCUCAGCCGCUAGAUGUGCGGUGCUCCCGGUACAUGCGGGAAUUCUGCGAUAUCUUGCCGCUCCUUCCUCCACAGCUGCCUGAGACGCCCUCCCAGGAGGAGGUGAGCCAAGAGAUGCUGCUGAUGGAGCGCGUCACCAAGCUGAAAAAGCAGUUUGGGCGCGAGGUCCAUCAGAGAGCGAUGGAGCUGGCGAAGGGCGCCGCUCCUUGCGACUCCUUGGAGGUUUAUGCCCUGGCCACCGGCCUCCACGACAGGCUCGUAGCGCGGAAGGUAAUCGCUGCGGAUUGCCAAGUGGUCGGGCCAGCCCAGACAGCAAAGGCACCAGAUGCGCUGAAUACCAACGCACAGCCUGCGGAGAAGGAGGCCCAGAUUCAGCCCAAGAGCGAGCAAGGCCUCUUGGAAAUUAUGGCCGGACUGGUGCGAAAGCUGUGUUGCAAGUAA